GACGGUCAAAGCUUUAAUAGUUGAGCACUUUUGUGUCCCUGUGUAUCCUGUCCAAGACUAGAAUGAACAGUUUGCUGAUUUGCAUGUGCCUGAUCGGCGUGGCGACCGCUGGGUCCAUGUUCCGGUACGGAGGCGAUAACGACUACUGGUACGGGAACCAGUGGAAUAACGGAGGGUACGGCAACUGGUGGGGAAACAACUGGAAUAAUUGGAACGGAAACAGCUGGUACGGAAAUAAUUGGAUGAGCAACUGGUAUGGAAACAACUGGAAUUACGAGGGCGGAAACAACUGGAAUAACUGGUAUGGAAACUACAGGAAUAAUUGGAUGGGGAACUGGAAUAAUUGGAAUGGAAACAACUGGAAUAACUGGAAUGGAAACAACUGGAAUAGCUGGUACGGGAACUGGAAUAAUGACUGGAACGGAAACUAUGGUGAAAACAACUGGUAUGGACGCAACUACUACAACAACGGAAAGAAGUAGACCUAGAGCCAUAUGGCGCCUCCCCCACACACCUCAAUGACCGGUGAUCCGACGUCCUGCG
Messenger RNA from Dreissena polymorpha, 543 nucleotides. Its product is annotated as bifunctional endo-1,4-beta-xylanase XylA-like. NCBI's taxonomy places the organism in Eukaryota, Metazoa, Mollusca, Bivalvia, Myida, Dreissenidae. The record is from RefSeq and is a predicted model, not a curated record. The coding region runs from base 63 to 482 and encodes 139 amino acids. The transcript is spliced from 4 exons.